Aphanomyces invadans is the source of this 3949-nucleotide messenger RNA. RefSeq lists its product as hypothetical. Gene Ontology annotation, molecular function: inositol hexakisphosphate kinase activity; diphosphoinositol pentakisphosphate kinase activity; ATP binding. The record is from RefSeq and is a predicted model, not a curated record. The transcript is spliced from 8 exons. Gene Ontology annotation, biological process: inositol phosphate biosynthetic process; inositol metabolic process. Lineage: Eukaryota; Oomycota; Saprolegniomycetes; Saprolegniales; Verrucalvaceae. Bases 29 to 3292 code for a protein of 1087 amino acids.
GUUUCCCAGGUUCAACCACAAUUUCGAGAUGGGCGCGCAGAUUGCUCGCGAGGACCGCCGCGAGAGUAUCGAUGGAUCACAAGCGUCUGGAGGAGAACAACGUGGAAGUGGCAUGUUCAACUUCCCUGGAAACAUUGGUCCGGAAGCCAUGUCCACGCAAGGGUCGCGCUUUGUGAUCGGCGUAUGUGCGAUGGACAAAAAGGCGAACUCCAAGCCAAUGUCGGAAAUCUUGUCGCGGUUGCCAAAACAUACCUUCACGAUUGUCCUGUUUGGGGACGACUUGAUUCUCAACCACCCCGUUGAAGAUUGGCCGCUUUGUGACGCCUUGAUCGCGUUCUUCUCCACUGGGUUUCCAUUAGAAAAGGCAAUGGAAUAUGUUGAACUACGACAACCGAUUGUUGUCAACGAUUUGUCCAAGCAGUAUCUUCUCAUGGACCGGCGUGACGUCUACCGCGUGUUGGAAGAUCAUGACAUCCCGACCCCCCGUCAUAUUUUCGUCGAUCGCGAUAAUGGUCGUGAAGAGGGAAACUUCAUCGAGAGCGAAGAUUACGUCGAGCUGGAUGGAGUGCGCAUACACAAGCCAUUUGUUGAGAAACCCGUGAACGGCGAAAACCACAACAUUUACAUUUACUACCCGACAAAUGCCGGCGGUGGGUGUAAGCACUUGUUCCGCAAGAUCGGCAACCGGUCGUCCGAGUUCCACCCGAACGUGAUCAACGUGCGUCGAGAGCCAGGGCAGUCGUACAUCUACGAAGAGUUCAUAUCUACGCAAGGCACGGACGUCAAGGUGUACACAGUCGGUCCCAAUUACGCUCACGCGGAAGCGCGCAAGUCACCCGUACUGGACGGCAAGGUGAUGCGGGAUGCCGUGGGAAAGGAGAUCCGAUACCCUGUGAUCCUGUCAACACACGAAAAGGAGAUUGCAUACAAGGUGGUACGCGCGUUCGGCCAGACUGUUUGCGGCUUUGACAUCCUCCGUGUUGGCAACGAGUCAUACGUGUGCGACGUGAACGGGUGGAGUUUCGUCAAGAAUUCGCCCAAAUACUACGAUGACUGCUCUGUGCUGCUCCGUCAGUUUCUUGAGCGCGCACUUGCUGGGUUUGCCGAUCCGUAUGAAAGCAUGCAUUCGCCCCAAGAUCGCAUUUUGGUCAAUAGCUCGUCCAUGUCGUUGCUCGACGUGGGCGACGGGAGCAAUGGUGCCGAGAACGACGAGACGGAUGUUCAUUCGGAGCGGAAAUCGUCCGGGUAUCACGAUCCACUGGAAAACGAUGGCCAGGAAGAAGAGCUUCGGUGUGUUCUUGCAGUGAUUCGACAUGGAGACCGGACCCCUAAGCAAAAGAUGAAGAUGCUUGUGACCCACCGAAAGUUUCUCACGUUUUACGAAGACCGCGUGGGCCAGGGCAAGAAAAAGGACUUAAAGAUCAAAGCGAUCAAGGACUUGGAAGAACUCUUGGCCGUGAGCAAGCAAAUGAUCGACAUUUACGAAGACCGACAGCGCAAACUCAAUGGCGACGACGACGACUCGAACGAACUUGAGAAAGACCAACUCAAAGGCAUUUGCACGCUGCGUGACGUGCUCGAGCGGUGGCAGCUCUGCGGCAUCAACCGAAAAGUUCAGAUGAAGCCUCGCGCAUGGAGCAAUGACGAUAACGUCAAGUCAAUCGAUGAUGAUGCCAAAGAUCUCGACGAUUAUUCCCCCCGCAAGGAAAGUCGAGUGACGCAGUUGCUUGUGAUUGUCAAGUGGGGUGGAGACUUGACUCAUUCUGGCAUCCAGCAAGCCGAAACUUUGGGCCAGCACUUCCGUCAGAUUAUGUACCCUGGUGGGGACGGUGGACUCUUGCGCCUCCACUCGACUUACCGCCAUGAUUUGAAAAUUUACACGAGCGACGAAGGUCGCGUUCAAAAGACGGCGGCUUCAUUUGCCAAGGGUUUGCUGGAGCUUGAGGGCGACAUAGUCCCGAUCUUGGUGAGUCUAGUGCUCAAGUCGAAAGAUGCCGAUUCCAUGUUGGACCAGUCGGGUUCAUCGGCCCAAGAGAUGAUCCUGGCCGUCAAAGAACGACUGCACAACAUUCUGCAUCGAGGAGAUGACUGUGGUCACUUGCGGACAAACUCGUCGUCCCGACUGGUGCGUAGUGUGGCAGCGGCGCUUGACGUGGUCGAACAGCCCAUGAAGAAGAUGGAGCGCAUGCACAAAUUGCUUAAUUCGUUGAAGGAGCAACUGACGAAGCUUCUCGACAACGAAGCGACCGAAAAGGCCGAAAACGUGAUCACUGCGACAGAGUUUGAACGGGAACAAUCCGCGUGGGCGUACAAGCCACCACAGUUGGAGCGUCAGGGAUCGGAAACGAGCGUUGUGUCGUGUUUGGAGUUGGAACCAGUCGGGGCAGCAAUUGAAAACCGUGCCACCGUCAGUUCUGCGGGGGCACGGCCAAAGAAACCGGCUGAACACAUGGCGAACAAGACCCACAGCCCAAAACAGAACCACUCGCAUUCGAAGAAGCGGGAACCUUGCGGUCGUGAAACGUUGGAGAUGAUGCGCGAGCGAUGGGCCAAGCUAUAUCGCGACUUCUAUUCCAAGAAGCAAAACACGUACGAUCUGUCCAAGAUCCCAGAUAUCCAUGACUGCAUUCGAUACGACGCAAUGCACAACGCCCACUUGUACUUGAGUGGAAUUCGGGAACUGCUUAAUAUUUCGGCUUCCCUUGCCCAUGCCCUCGUUCCCCAGGAGUAUGGGAUUGAUGUUCAUGAAAAGCUUCACAUUGGCACCAACAUGUGUCGAUCGCUGCUGAAGAAAGUCCGCGACGAUUUGGAUCUGGCCCGUGGCUUCAAUAUCACCCAUCGCCUGAAUCCAACUUUUGCUACGACCGAUCACCGCAUCAAGUCAGCGCAUCGAUCGGUUCGCACCCGACUAUACUUUACUAGCGAGUCCCAUUUGCACACACUACUCAAUGUGCUUCGCCACAGCGUUACCGGCCACGAAGAAGAAGCCCCCGUUAGUCGGGAAGCUGUGAAAAUGAUUGAAGAAAUCCCAGAGCUGUGCUACAUGACCCAUAUUGUUGUUCGAGUGUUCGAGCGCGGAGGGUACCACAACAUGGAUCCGAAGAGAUUUCGAGUUGAGCUGUCGCUGUCGCCAGGGGCCACUGGAGAUCCCCUCACCGAAUUUUCUCCCAAGGUUCCUCUCUCUGUGGCGCCCCUGAAAAUCAUAUCCCGUGAAGGACUGACCUGCCAAGAGUUCCAAGACUAUAUCUGCAACGUGAUUUCGUUUGGCAGCUCCAAGCAACAGCCCGAGUAAUCUUAAAAAAUCGGCGUGUGUCAUUGGUAAUCGUGUGUCUCGGGCUCCAUCGGACAUUGACUCGAGUCUCUUUUGAUGGUUGGUGACGGCGGCGACUGCUCACACGCUUCUGGCUGGCGAGACUGUGGCAUCGACGACUCGAAAUGCGAAAUCUCGUCGUCCUUGGACUUCAAGUGGACGAACUCUUCCUUACCGCUGUCAAGGUGGACAAUUUCCUUGUUGAGCUCUUCCGACUGCUCGAAGUACGUGAUCUCGCGGUGGGCGAACUCGCCCGUCGUCGACUCCAUGUGAAUGAUCUGCCGAGAUCCACAUGAGGCUCGAGAGCGCAGCAGAGUUUACCUCGUGUUGGUGCUUUUCCUUUUCAAUGAGAUGCUGUGGAUUGCCUUGGUCGUCGAUCUUCGUGUACUCGACAAUCCGCUCUUGGAUGGUAAUUUCGCGCUUUUUCCACAGCCCUGGCGUGAGCACGGGCGCCCCACCAGUCGCUUGCUGCUUGGUAAGGGUGGUCAAGAGUGCCAGUUGGUUCUCUUUGGGCGGAGACCUCUGGUUCUUGCUUGGUUGGGGCAACAUGUCCUUGGGGAUAUACAUGAGCAACACGCGAAAUCAUGGAAGCAGUGUCGAGAAGUCGAAGGUAUGGCGGCGUUGAGGUCAACUCACGUU